Messenger RNA from Bombina bombina (fire-bellied toad), 2018 nucleotides. It is a transcript of the gene PJA2, whose product is annotated as praja ring finger ubiquitin ligase 2. NCBI's taxonomy places the organism in Eukaryota, Metazoa, Chordata, Amphibia, Anura, Bombinatoridae. The record is from RefSeq and is a predicted model, not a curated record.
GGCUGUUGCAGUGACGCUUUUGGGUCUUGUGACACGCGGAGUGACAGUGUGGUUGGUACUAUCGGAGAUUCCGGGCUUUGCGGGGAAACCGGUCAAAAGGGAUGGGUCAGGAAGCAUGUAAGGCGGCCUGGCCUAAACCAUCAGGAGGUUAUCAAACCACCACAGGGCGAAGGUAUGGUAGGAGACAUGCCUAUGUCAGCUUUCGACCUUCUUUGGAGAGUCCAAACAGAAUAUCAAGUCAUGAAAACAGAGAAUGUGAAGGAUUGGAACUAGACGAUGUUCAGCAAGAAAGCCAUUUAUUUUUUUCUGACAACCUGGAUUCAUCAAAAUGCUCCAUGCCUAGAGUUUUAACUGCUGAUUUGCACCAAGAGAACCUAAAACCAGACAUUAAUGGCAUUUUGCCUGUGGAUGCCGUCUGUGAAAAUAAUGGGUUGUUGCAUUUUUCCGUAUCAAAGUAUACAAAAGCCAAUUCAUCAGUAGGCAACAAUAUUGACUUCAAUAAACAGACUAAAACAAUUAUUGGUCAUGCUUCAGUGGAGGAUACUCAUAUUCCCCGUCAAAAUAGCAUUUCAUUUGUAAAUAUUGAUUCUUUUGAGCCAGAUAGCAGCGAAGGAGAAGAAACGGGUUGUCUUACUGAUGAUUUUUCAUUAACAGAAAAAGCAGGUAAACUACGAAAGACUUUGGACAGCAUGCUAACCGAACUAGAGAAAGAGGUUGAAACUCUUAAUGACACAUCUUAUGACAUGUCUAGCUUAAACCACACUUGUAAUAAUGACAAUGUGUCACAGAUGUGGCCUGUAUGUUUAGCGAAACAUUCCAAUGUAGAUCUAGGCACUAUGCAAAACAGAUCUGAUUUGUCGGUUUUGGAGGAUGAAGCCACAGAAAUCUCCACACUGGGUCUUUGUGAACAAAAGAAAAAUAAAAUUGAUGUGGCUCUAAAAAACACUGUAGGAAAUUGUCACAGUAUAAAUACAGAUAUAAAAACAGACCAAAGGAAUGUGACUGAACCUGUUGUGAGACCUAAAGUUAGAAAGCAAGAUGAAAGGAAGGAUACCACACACACUAGAAGUAUUCCCUGGGAAUCCCAAGUGAAUGCUGAGAAGAACAAUAAAGAGGAAAUGACUCAGGAUGAUACGUUUUUUGAUCCACUAAGUUUUGAAAGUGCUCAGAAGAAGGUUAAAAGCAAUAACAAAGAAUGGGAUCAUGCUUUUUUGCCAGAUGAUAAACCAGAAAUGGAGGAAAUAUUUUGGGAGGAUAUUGAUGUUUAUGGCAUGAUGCUGUCCAGCUCUAAUAAAGAGGAUGACAGUUCUGAUUGCAGUGAUGGGGAAUGGUCUACGUGUUUGCCAUCCUAUUUUUCGGCAGACAAAGAUCAGUCUUCUAGUGAUGAGAGUUGGGAGACACUUCCUGGAAAAGAAGAACAUGAAAUCCAGAGUAACAGUAGCAGUUUAGAAGAAGAGCAUUCAGAUUUCUGUUUCCAAGUAGAGGAGCAGACUUCACUAGAGGAAGGUGAAGUUCCAUGGCUGCAAUACCAUGAGGAUAUUGAAAGCAGCACAGAUGAGGAAAAUGAAAUGGGCAGCCAGUUUGUGCAUCCAGGAUUUUUCAUGCUAGAUGGAAAUAACAAUUUAGAGGAUGACUCAAGUAUGAGUGAAGAUUUAGAAGUUGAAUGGAGAAUGCUGGAUGACUUUGGUGAUGGAUUAGGUGUGGCUCAAGCUAUACCAUAUGUAGAUCCUCAUUUUCUUACAUAUAUGGCUCUUGAAGAACGUCUUGCUCAGGCAAUGGAGAAUGCUUUGGCACAUCUAGAAUCUCUUACAGUCGAUGUAGAGCAAGCCCACCCACCAGCUAGUAAAGAAAGUAUAGACUGCCUGCCACAAAUUGUUCUAACAGAUGAGCACAAUGUUGUAGGUCAAGAACAGUGUUGUGCCAUAUGCUGCAGCGAGUAUAUAAAAGAUGAAAUAUUAACAGAGCUGCCUUGCCGCCAUCUUUUUCAUAAGCCUUGUGUAACACUUUGGUUACAAAAA